This is a messenger RNA of Staurois parvus, 329 nucleotides long. Lineage: Eukaryota; Metazoa; Chordata; Amphibia; Anura; Ranidae. The record is from the annotation of a GenBank genome assembly.
UCUGUUGUGUUGUAUUUGCAAGAGCCUUCCUGUAGUAAAGGUUCCAACGCUCUUGAGGAUCAUUGCUUCAAGCAAGCCUGUUUGCGUCGACAUGGGGGGUGGUGGGGGGUCUUGUUGUUUCAGGUACCCUUGGAGCUUUAUUCUCAGGGACAACUACAGGAACUCUGGUUUUGAGACUACACCCAUCAAGCUGAAGAAGAUCAAGAAGGGACAACGAGGAGAAUAUGAUAAAACAGGAGGGAAUGUCAUGGAAAUUUUGUAUUGUUGUAGAACUUUAAUUGUGUCAUAAUAUGAGUGUUAUUCAUAUGUCUCUCGUGUGGCUUAAUUAA